ACUUCCACUCGGGCGUGAGGCGAGCCGAGCCGGAGACCAGACCCGCAGGCCGAAUUCGGGAGCGGACAAGAUGGCCGGGCUGCCCCGCAGGAUCAUCAAGGAAACCCAGCGCUUGCUGGCCGAACCAGUUCCUGGGAUAAAAGCAGAACCAGAUGAAAGCAACGCACGUUAUUUUCAUGUGGUCAUUGCAGGUCCACAGGAUUCCCCCUUUGAGGGAGGGACAUUUAAACUUGAACUCUUCCUUCCAGAAGAAUACCCGAUGGCAGCUCCUAAAGUACGUUUCAUGACCAAAAUUUAUCACCCUAAUGUAGACAAGUUGGGAAGAAUAUGUUUAGAUAUUUUGAAAGAUAAAUGGUCUCCAGCUUUGCAGAUCCGUACAGUGCUGCUAUCAAUUCAGGCUUUGUUAAGCGCUCCCAAUCCUGACGAUCCAUUAGCAAAUGAUGUAGCGGAGCAGUGGAAGACCAAUGAAGCCCAAGCCAUAGAAACAGCCAGAGCAUGGACUAGGCUAUAUGCCAUGAACAAUAUUUAAGUUGGAUCUGAUCAUCAAGUGGGCAUCACUUCUCUUCUGCCAAGACCUUCCCUUUUUUUGGUUUGCAUUUAAUGGACACAGUCUUAGAAACAGUACAGAAUAAAAGUCCCAGACAUCUUCAGUCCUUUGGUGAUUAAAUGCACAUUAGCAAAUCUAUGUCUUGUCCCCGAUUCACUGUUAUAAAGCAUGAGCAGAGACUAGCAGUAUCAUUUGGAUUGUUGUGAAAUGGUUUAAGAGCAGUGGCAUAUGCCUGCUUUUUAUUCGUUUCUUUCAUCAUGGUUUGAGUAUAAGCACUGUGAAUGAAGGUAGUUGUCAGGGUUAGCUGCAGGGUUGUGUCUUUUUGUUGUUUUGUUAUUGUUUUUAAAUUCUGUGGGCUCCUCUUCUCCCUCCUCCCCCCCCCCCCUUUUUAUGGUGUUGCUAAUUGCAUUGGUUAAAGCAGCUAACCAGUUAUAUUUUUAGAAUAUACCCUCUAGCUAAGUCUAACUCCUUAGACGCUGUAGAUGGACAAGCUUGAUUAUUUUUUUGGAACAAAAAUGGGAACAUUAAGCAAAGCAUCACAGCCCUUACUGAUAUUGUGAUUCUGCCAUCAGGUGUAGAAACCUCUCAAGAAAAAGCUUGUGACCAUUUUGUAUGGCUUGUCUGGAAACUCUUCUGUAAAUCCUAUGUUUUAGUAAAAUAUUUUUUUGUUAUUCUAAUUUGCCUUUGUACAGUUUAUUUUGCUGUGUUUAUUUCGGUUCCCUAAUGUGACAAUCGUAUUUAAGGAUUUAAACCAGAAGGAACAACUUUAUAUUUUUGGUCUUCCCCCUCCAACAUAUUAAAUAGUUAAGAGUUGGAUGGCCAACUACUGUUUUUGAAGCAGAUUUGUGAUCGCACCCUGCCGCACGAGUAUGUACAAACUGGCCAGGAGGAUAGACAAAGAUUUCAUCAGUAAUGGAUGUUCUUUCUAAAUGAUUUUAAGAAAAUGUGAUUAAACGUUUGCAACCUCAUUGGUUUGAUUAUCGAAUGGCCCUGUUUAGGAUGUUUGAAAAUCACUGUCCAGGAGAAAUACAACAGUUGUGGCGGGCCGGUGUGUAACUUUCCUUUGAUAUGUCACAUCAUGUCUGGAAUGAAUUUGUAAAUUAUUUUAAAUCCCAGUUAAUUUCUGGGGAUGUCAUUUUGUGGGUUGGAGAAAAAUUAGAGGUCAAAAGCCCUGCUAAUCAUUGGUUUUAAUUUACUGAGCUAAUUAAUUACCCCAGACCUGAAGAACAAACCAUCAGCAACUAGUCUGAUUAAGUGCCACCAAAAAUAUUUCUUCGUUAGGAAGAGUGAUGAACUUCUUAGCUGAUUAUUUUCUUCGACCUCAGUUUUUAUCUUGGUGAAUAUGUUUUCCGGCCCAGGUCUCUGAUUUGAUUCCCCUACCCCCUGCUUCAUCAUUUCUCUCCAUCGCCUCAGGCUUUCCUUUGCCUUCUUCCUUCCUCCUUUUUCUGACUCCUCGUUCUUUUCCAAAUAGUGGACAGGCCAAUCUGAACUAUGUAAAUUGUAUCUUGCAGUGCAAACCUCGUCUCUUAUAAUUCAAGGUGAUAGUCACGUAGUCUGUUUGACCUCUUCCCACUCCUAUUCCAGUAAAUCUGAAGUUUCUUCAAAAUGUGGUGUAUUUUAUUGUGCUCUUAUGUAAGAUGAAGAAAUAUCUAUUAAAAUUACAUUUUCAAUGUAAUUGUUUUUGGUGACUGGUAACUGGUAUUGUCCCUCAAGAUGCUCUGCCAGAUGAACGUGUUAGUUGAAUUCAGAACUAAUGAGAUUUUUGUGAGUCUGUAAAACAUGCAGAAAUUCUGAGGGCACAUUGCAACUUGCAGUAGAUCUGUAAUGAUCAGAAUGGUCAAACAUCUUUGACUACAGUUCCGAAACGGAUUUUUUUGUCCCAGACGAGGGAGUCUGGAUCCCUGUUGGACUUUCCGUGCAUGCCAUUAGUGGAAAACUGAUCAUAUUACAGGUAACUGAUCAAGGUACUGUUCCAUCAAGUACACGACUCAGUUUGAACUUAUCUUUACAUAGCAGGUGGCUCGGAAUUGUUAUCUUCUGACUUGACCAUACGACAUACCUAUUUAAGUCCAAAUUUUCGAAGGAAAAGAGCACUGUUGGUGAUAAUAAUCAAAUAACAUCUUCUUUCUUUUCAAAUGCUUGCACGGAUGUACUUGUCUUGAUAAAAACAUUCUCUCACGGUCCUUUUUUCUUUUCUUCUUCUUUUUUUUUAAGAGACCUGUUAGAGGCUGUGGAGGCUAGGUCUAAUUGGUUUGGAAGGAGCUGGAGGUAGGGCCUAACUGAUUUUGCUUUGGAAUCACAUUGGAAGAGGCUGUUGGUAAAGGGUGUAAAAACAUGAAGAGAAAUCUUCUUGAGGCACACCAGUUCUUGGAAAAAAUUUUAAUUUCGAUCUAAGAUUCCUCUUCAGAGUCAGUCAUGACCUUUUAUUUUUUAAGCAGUUUCACUUAAGAUAUGAAAUGCAACGUUUUAGGGCAGUACAGGACACACAGUAUUUGCAUGUGUUUUAUCCCUCUGUAUCACGUUAGUGUGCAUGUCUCUCGAUCUCCCGGAUGAAUUCUGAUAGGGAGUUGUCUUCAUUGAGGCUGAUGUGUAAAGCUUCUCAUGUGUCCCUCCAUUUUUACCCCAACCCCAGCUUCUUUCUCUUAUCUGACGUGUUCGAUCCACACACACACGUGACUCUUCUUUCAGGUGUUAAAGGAAUAUCUUUCAGGAGUCUCUGAUGAUGCCCCAACAUCUGUGCUUUCCAUUUGGGAUUCCCAAGUGUGACGGAGUGAGCCGAAAUUCUAGUAUGCCGCAUAGUUUAGAAAUGAAUGUGUUGGCCUUCAAUGUAGCAGAUCCUAUUUUCAGACCUUUCCGCUCCCCAUUAACAGAACUUCAGUGAGCGAGUGGCCCUUCGAAUGCUUUUGGCUGCUCUGAGAACUAAUACACACACAAAAAUCAAAUGAAAAAAAAAAUAGGACUAUUUUAUAUAUACUGUAUUAGGAUUGAUAGCCACAGGGUGGAUUUCACAAAUUUGGGGUCCCAGUUCUCUAAAUUGAAAAGAACAAUCACGCUAGUCAUGUUAACACUAAGAUCUGUGUGUGUAUGUGUGUGUAUUUAGGGAAGAAAAAAGGAAUAGGGUCCUUUACCUUUUAUUAUAGUUAUACUAACAAUCAAUCCUCUUGGUGAAUUGUCCUUGUCUGAUGCUUAGCCAUACACUGGCAUGGAAAUGAGGUUUAAGAAUGUAAUUUUACAUAAAAUCAUUAGAAUAAACUUGUUUUCGAGGUUGGGGAUUUCUGGAGUCUAAAACAAAAUGUCACUUUAAUAGCUUUCAAGAAAGCGUAUUCCCAACCCAUUAGUUACCGUUUAAUAAUUUAAUGGACAAGCUAAAGUUGAGCCAGUGUAAAAAUGUACGAAUGGGAUGGUAUUUCCCUUAAAAUGUAUGUACAUUCCUACUCGGAAUAAUGGAGGGUUACUCUUAGAGACAUGACUGGUUCCAUUUAUAACAUGUCUUGAUUGUAAUGUAAAAUACUGAAAUUAAAGGAAGACUAAUUAUUCAUUAUAUCCAUUGAACUCAGUUUGAAAGACAGCAGUCCUUUUCAUGGUACUACCGUGCUUUUGUUGAACAGUGGUCAUAAAAGUCAUUUGUCUGUGCAAAAUGUAAAAAAAAAAAUAAACUUUGGCAUUUAAAUGUU
Messenger RNA from Tachyglossus aculeatus (Australian echidna), 4221 nucleotides. RefSeq names its product ubiquitin conjugating enzyme E2 N (gene UBE2N). Bases 71 to 529 code for a protein of 152 amino acids. NCBI's taxonomy places the organism in Eukaryota, Metazoa, Chordata, Mammalia, Monotremata, Tachyglossidae. The transcript is spliced from 4 exons. The record is from RefSeq and is a predicted model, not a curated record.